This is a messenger RNA of Phalacrocorax carbo (great cormorant), 5374 nucleotides long. NCBI's taxonomy places the organism in Eukaryota, Metazoa, Chordata, Aves, Suliformes, Phalacrocoracidae. The record is from RefSeq and is a predicted model, not a curated record.
CUGUGCCUUUAAGCCCGGCCGGACGCCUGGCGCACGGCGCCUGCGCGAAGGGGCCGUGACCUCGCUGCCUGUCGGCGCCGCCGGUGACUCGCGGGGCGCCCCCAGCCCCCUCUUUCCCCCCGCCCCGGCGGCAGCGCCAGGCUCCGGCCCUGCUGCCGGGACAGCGGCGGCGCGGGCGUUGCUGUAGCGACACCCCCCAACCCCCCCCCCCCCCCGCCGGGGCGAUGGAGGGGACGGCGGAGAGGGGCGGCGGGCCCGUCGCGGAGGGCCCGGCGGGGGUGAUCACGGAGAUCCGGGCGCCAGGCCCGCGGCCGCUGCGGCUGCUGGAGUGGAAGGUGUCGGUGGGGACGGCGGUGCAGAUCGGGUCGGUGCUGGCGCUGUGCGCCCCGCUGCCACCCGCCCCGCGCCCCCCCGCCAGUCCCGGCUCCGCCGCUGCCGCCGCUCCGCCGCCUCCCGCCGCCAGCGGCGCCAGCACCCGGCCGGCUCAGCAGCGGGCCGGCCCCGAGCGCAAGCUGAAGGCGGAGCGGCCCGGCGUGGUGCGGGAGCUGUGUGCGCGGCCCGGACAGGUCAUCGCGCCCGGGGGUGUCUUGGUGAGACUGGAAGGAUGCAGCCAUCCUGUUGUUAUGAAAGGCUUGUGUGCAGAAUGUGGCCAGGACUUGACUCAGAUACGAAGCAAGAAUGGAAAGCAGAAUGUGCCACUAUCCACAGCAACUGUGUCUAUGGUUCACAGUGUCCCAGAACUGAAAGUCAGCUCUGAGCAAGCUGAGCAGCUAGGAAGAGAAGAUCAACAGCGACUACAUCGAAAUCGAAAGCUGGUGCUCAUGGUAGAUUUGGACCAGACGUUAAUCCAUACUACAGAACAGCACUGCCAACAAAUGUCUAAUAAGGGAAUAUUUCACUUCCAGUUAGGUCGAGGUGAGCCUAUGUUGCAUACUCGUUUGCGUCCUCAUUGUAAGGAAUUCCUGGAAAAAAUUGCCAAGCUGUAUGAAUUACAUGUGUUUACUUUUGGCAGCAGACUAUAUGCACAUACAAUUGCAGGAUUUUUGGACCCUGAGAAGAAGCUUUUUUCCCAUCGGAUAUUGUCAAGGGAUGAAUGUAUCGAUCCAUUUUCUAAAACUGGGAAUCUUAGAGAUCUCUUCCCAUGUGGGGACUCCAUGGUUUGCAUCAUUGAUGAUAGAGAAGAUGUUUGGAAGUUUGCACCCAAUUUGAUAACUGUGAAGAAAUAUGUAUACUUUCAGGGGAUAGGAGAUAUAAAUGCACCUCCUGGGUCAAGGGAAAUUCAAAUGAAGAAGAAAGUAAACCACUCUGCAAAACCAGAGGCACUGGAUUCAGCAGUGACAUCAGCAAAAGAUGCUGAAGAAAUAAAGAAUGUUACAUGUGUAGAAGAACAAAGCAAUGGUCUCAAAGCUACAAAGGACACCUGCACUGCAAAUGGAAGUACUUCCGUAAGCAGUGAAACAUCUGACUGGGAUAUGAACUCUUGUGAUAAAGUUAAUGUCCAGGACUCCUUAAAUGAUAGCGCUGAUCACAAAAUGGACAGUGAGGUCACUAAUGAUUUGACAAAUACAAAAGAACCUCACAUUUUUUCAGAACAAGUUGAUAGAAUAGUGACAGAGAAGCAGCAAACCCAAGACAAGACAACAAAUGACUUGGACUUUGAACUGUCUAGUGACAGUGAAAGUGACGGUGGGUUGGAUAACAGAAAGUCAUCCACUUCUGUAUCAGAUAGUGAGAACGAGGAAAAGAGAAGCUGGAAGGAAUCCAAACAACCUUUGCAGGAUGAAAAUUUGCCAAAAGGGAGUUGCACUGAUGUGAGUGAGAAGAAGGAUGGUCUGGUGAACCAUUCUGGGGACACGCAAUCUCUACCUAAUGAAAAUGUUCAUGACAAAACUGAUCUUGAAGCACAAGAAGAAAGUGAACAGGAAAGCCUUUGUGAUUUAGGAAAUGGGUGUGCAGACAAGAAAGAAGCUGAAACAGAGUCUCAGAAUAGUGAACAGUCUGGAAUUACAAUGGGAGAGUCUUUAGACCAGAGUAUGGAGGAAGAAGAGGAAGAGGAUGAUACAGAUGAUGAUGACCAUUUAAUAUACCUCGAAGAGAUCCUUGUGAGGGUUCAUACUGAUUAUUACACAAAGUAUGAUAAGUACCUGAAAAAAGAAAUUGAGGAAAUUCCAGACAUCAGAAAAAUAGUACCAGAACUGAAAAGUAAAGUGUUGGCAGAUGUAACCAUAAUAUUUAGCGGACUCUACCCAACAAACUUCCCCAUUGAGAAAACACGGGAACACUAUCAUGCUACAGCACUUGGAGCUAAAAUUGUGAAGAACUUAGUACUGAGUGCUGAUGAUCCUGACAAAGUAACGCAUCUCAUUGCAGCAAGGACAGGCACAGAAAAGGUACGGCAAGCUCAGGACUGCAAGGACCUCCAUGUUGUAAACCCCGAUUGGCUGUGGAGCUGCCUGGAGCGCUGGGACAAGGUUGAGGAACAGCUCUUUCCCUUGAAGGAUGACUAUAUCAAAACACACAGAGAGAACAGCCCUGCCACAUUUCCUGAUACACACAGCACAUUUCAGACAGCUCUGUUUCACCCAACACCCAUCCAUCCAAAGUCUCAACCUGGUCCUGAAGUUCGACUUUAUGAUCCUAACACUGGAAAACUAAUCAGGAAGGGCGCUCAGACCUCUGGCCAGUCGAUGUACAUCCAGUCUCCAGCUCCUCCUAUCACCUUACCAGUCCACGGUGAACACUCGUCCUUCAGGAAAAACUUGGAAUCAUCAGAACACAGCAUGGAUCCAGAAGGCAGCUGAAACGCUUCUGGUUUUGUCAGUUAUUGUGGACAAGAAUUUGUCUAGAAAUAGAGCUGGGAAUGUUGUACGUGCAUAGAAUUGUCAUGACACUUCUAAGAUGCCUCAAUAUGAUGGUUUAUGUUGAUAUUAAUGCAUCAUUCAAUGCUUUAAAAAGAAUAGGUUUUGAUGUUUGUUCUACCUUUGACAACAACUUAAUGAAGAGUUAUGUCCACACGUAAGCCUAUUUUUGUUUAAUGCAGAGGUGCUUCUUCACUUGAACAUCUUACGGGAAAGGGGAGAAAUAUACUUCAGCUCUCCUCUUAGUUGUUUCUCAGAGGCCCAGACAGGUUUUGGGGGUGGAGUGAGACUGUAUCUCCUUUCUGCUCCCUUAUUUUAUUUCGCUUAGGCAUUUUUUGACUGUCAGUGCUCAGGGUUGAGAUACUUUAAUCUAAGAAAGUUAAUACAGUCACAAAGUGCUGCAAGUUCACCCAAUAACUAAGCAGCUGUAAGAAAAGAGAUUAGCAUAAGAUAUAUGCUGGGAAAUAGUAUUUUCACCAUCACUUCCUGUUGAUUUGUUCCUAGUGGUAAAACUACUGACCUGUAAACACUGAUCUCUUAAUUGGGGCAUGUCUGUAUUCCUCAGAGCAGUUCCGCUAUCUUCAGUUAAGAUGGUGAGGAGUGUCUUGAUAAAGUCUAGGAGGAAAGCAGUGCAGUGAUCAAAUACUGCUUUAAGUGGUUUUAAUGGAUAGGAAGUACAGUGCAGACAGAGCAUGAAGGCUGUAAAGAAGUAACAAAAAGCCAAAUAGCAACAGCUUUGAGUGUUGACUGAGCAAGAGCUGAGGCAGAAGUACUGUAUCAUCGCUUUGCUUUGUCUUAAUGCAUUCAUCAAUGAUAGCUUUUAAAAAAAGCUUCACAUCUAAUUUAAAAAUUGAUGUGUUACUUGACCUUAGAAAAAAUUACCUUAGUGCAGCAAUUUCUUGGGAAAGAGCAAAGUGUUUUGCAUUCUGACAGACUUCGUGUGCUCAUAUGUUCACCUCCUAGAGAAAGAUGAGAGUAAUUGUAACUAAGUCAUUGAAUUUAAGCAGAGUUAGAUAAAGCUGCCAACACUCACAACUGUUCCUGUUGUGGGUGGACAUAGUCGAAGCCACCAAUAAUCUUCUUUGAUGGUUUCUGAAAACUUAAUCUGAUUCUGAAUUUCAGACAAUGGGCAACAAAAUUGCACUGCUGAGAAAGGAAAACCCUUGGAGAUGAUAGCUGCAUGUGACAUAACAAUGGUACUUGGUGUCUUACUAUAGGAAUAGACCUUAAAAGAUAUUAUCCUGAAAGGCUGGUUACUGAAAAGGGCUUCAAGUUAUCUGAGUACCAUUUCAUAUGAACUGUUUCAGUUCUCACUUUUUAUUUUAUUUUGGGUUCAACACUUUUAGUUUUUCUGGGAUUCAACUUGAAACAUAAUUUAAAAUAGAAUAUGAUUAGUUUAAACAUUUACAUGCAAUUUGCAGUGAAACUGUUACCAGUGAAUUACAGAUGGUUCAAUUAAUUUGGUCAGUGUUUCGUGCGACAGGCAUUGAUCUUGCCAUUGUGUUUGGCUCUGUGAGGCUUAAACACCUGCUUUUUGUCGUGGCUGUCACAGCCGGAGUGGAAGGGUGGUAAAGAGUUUACAGCUGUAUUGGAAGGGAAGGAAUGCAGUACUGCUCGGUGGCGGCUGGCAGCAGCUCUUUUCAGAGAACAGAAAGGAUUCCUCUUUAAAAAUAACCUGCCUGUCAUAGCUGUACCUCAACAACUUGCAUUCUCAUGUAGAAUUUGCAUUCUACAAACAUUACAGUAAACAGUAAAGUUGUAACAGGUCAUGAGAAGUGUAAUGUAGUUUUGUCCCCAAAAAUGCUAAUGGCAUAUUGGACUAGAAUAAAGACAAAAUAUUACAGGCUAAAUUCUAGUGAAUGCUAGUAAUACACUAAGCAGUGAAGCAAGGUUUAAAAUAUGGGUAUAAUUUACAUAUGAGAAGUGAAAAGUGGUACUCUGGUUUUAAAUAAUGCUAAGAUGAACCAAAUAUUUGGGUUGGAAAGGCAUGUCAAACAGGUGGUGGCUAAAGCAAUUCUUUAAGAUUCAUAUAAAUUCAUUUAACUUAUAAAUUUUGUCUUAAUUUACAUGCUCAUUGUUAAAUUUUCUCCUAUCUAAUGUCUUGUUAUGACAGCAAAAAUGUGAAUUACCAAAUUAAAAUCAUCAAUGGAACUUAAAUAUUUUUAACAUUUUUCAUUAUGAUAAUGCUAUUUUAGCUUUUGCCCUAGUGCCGUAUCAAUGAAAGUGUUAAGAUGCUUGUUACUUCCACAGAUGUUGAACCCACCCUGCAUGUGGUGAGUUCUAGUGCACGUGCACGUCCUUGUGCAUGUAAGAUUGGGAAAUGUCAACCAACCUGUGCAUGGUUGAAUAUGGUGUUAUUUUUGAAAAAGUACUCAUGAAUCUCAUCUGAUUAGAAAUAAAUGUAAAUUCCUGCAUUUGUAUGUCCUUAAAUUUUAAUUGACGUAAUGAGCAGCGGAAAAAUGUAAAGCCUGAAAAAUGUCUUUGAUAAAAUAAAAACAUUUCUUACAAACCUUGAA